ACAAUGACCCACCGCCACCACCAGUGGCCUGGUCACACCGCCAAAUUUCCCGUCGAAAAAGUCGCAAAUUUUAUUCGCCUAAAAUAAACUGCAAACAUGGCCGAGCUGGACGAUUUCUUUGCGAAAAAGGACAAGAAGAAGGGCAAGAAGUCGACUAAGUUUGUGACCGCCGACGAGCUGGUGAAGAACCUGGAGGAUGGCAGCAAGCGAGAGCUCGUCAAGCCUAAAAAACCGGAAGCGGUCGCUGGCGGCGUGGCAGUAGCAGGCGAAAACGAGACUAGCGCCAAGGUGCCAGAGUCCGUUGCGGUGUGUGCUCCCGUCGAGGAGGAGUGGAAGGAGUUCGAGGAGGAGCAGAGAAAGGACUACAGCGGCCUGAAGAUAGGUCAGCUGAGUACCAUCAAUUCGCCUCAUCGCAGAACCGCCACUGAAUCCGACGAAGUGCGGGCAGCUCGUGUUCCCACUGCAACCGAUGGCGGCAGUUAUGAAGAGGAGGAAGAGGACAGCAACGGCUAUGAUAACGCAGAGUCCGGUGAGAAGCUCGUCGGCCACGGACCCUGGAAGAAGGUGAUUCCCGCCGAGGAGGUGAUGCAGAUCCCGGUGCCGGUGGAGGUCGAAAAGCCAUCGUCCAAGACCUACGUUUCUCCCGCGUUACGUUACAGCCAACAAGCUGGCUUGGGGAGCGCACUGGGCGGCGGCUCCGUCGGCGGUGGCCUGCGUCCUCGACGCGCCGCACCGGAUAUAACCAACACCGAGUUCUUCCCAACGCUCAGUGCAGCGCGCCCGGAGGAACAGCGCAAGAAGAAAAACGAACCCGCCUUCGAAGAAGUACGUCAUGGUGGCCGCUUUCAGCGUGUGCAGGAGGCCACGAGCGCCCCCGUGGCGGCCUCCAACCGGUUCCAAUCGCUCGAUGAUGAAGCCAGCUAGGUUUCAGCAGCUGCUGCUGAUGCUGGCCACGGGAAGCGUUGUCAACCGUCACAGUGUCCGCUGCCGAGCUCAAGUCAUCCAGUUCCAGGGGUUCUGCGCCAGCUCAUGCGAUCCUUCUAGGCUUCUUUAUUCAUCUAUACCUCUUCCCCCACUGCUACUCUACCCUAUGCCACAGCCACAAACUACUAUUGUUCAUUUCGUUUUGCAUUUUUUGAAGUAUGGAAUCAAUGUAAUAGAAUACGAAUAAUAGCCAUGCGUUGAAAUCCGUUUAUAAACGUUACUUUUUUAUAA
This is a messenger RNA of Drosophila serrata, 1215 nucleotides long. Its product is annotated as protein CDV3 homolog. The record is from RefSeq and is a predicted model, not a curated record. Gene Ontology annotation, cellular component: cytoplasm. NCBI's taxonomy places the organism in Eukaryota, Metazoa, Arthropoda, Insecta, Diptera, Drosophilidae.